GACACGGACGACACGGAGUUGUGCGGAGUUGUGUGAUAAUGUGAUAUGCGAGCUACAUGUGCAAAUCGAUGUUAUUUUACGUGAUAUUACAUUAUGUUGGAAAAAUCGUCCAGUGCGGAUAACCAAUUAUCCAGAGAAGAUUAUUUAAUAUUAAAAGCUAAGAAUGCUCUGCCGAUCGACAUUUACGCCGCUAAAUCCUGGCUGAUCACUGCAAAAUCUCUGUUUCCGCAUAGUGCUAAGGUUCAGUUUGAGGCAUAUCGUAUCGAGAAAUUGUCGAAAAAUGUAAAAGAGGCGGCAAAAUGCUUCAGCGAAAUAUUUCAAAAUUUUCCCGAUGAUCGCGAGAUAUGGAAAGAGAUAGAGACGGUAACAAUGUGUCUUCGUUUGGAGCAAUGUGACAGCGAGGCUGAAUUUUUGUGCCAAAUGUUUCAACAUAUCCCACAGGAUUUGCAACACAGAUUGCUUGUACUGACAGCAGAUCAUAGCGAGGACACGAUGGAACACUGCAAAUUGCUACUAUUACUGCUACGCAAGUUUCCUCAAACCAUAGCAACUCAUGGACCACGUUUGGUGGAAACUCUGUUAACGGCGGAGAAACACAGUCCUGGCCAAGCUGUGAACGGUUUUAGAAGAUUACUGGCAUGUGAAGCCUUGCCGCUGCUCGGUGGUGCUGUAGUGGAAUUGAAUCCUCGUCUUAGCUUACGACUGUUGUGUAAGGCUGUAGAAUUCUACUUGGCAUACAUACAGCAGCCGCAAGACACACAAAUUCAAAAUCCAUGGGACAAACUUUACCAAAUUGUGGAGCUAAUCGGGAAGAAAUUGGGAUGGGAGUUGAGCAGUUUGUUUGGUAUGCCCUGGAGUCGUGAGAUGUACAGCGAUAGAUUGCAGCAAUAUACAAUUACACAUAGCACUGGUCUGAGCGACGAGCCAAUUGUGAGGCAAUUACUAAUGUGUACAAUUGUAGUAUUAUUGAGAAUAUUAAACGAGCAUAAUAUUCUCAUUAACAAUGAAGAAACAAAGUACUGUCUUGUAGAAGCUUUUGCGGAAGGAGUAUAUUCUGCAGAAUCAAAAUUGAAAAAGCGAAAGCGAGAUGAUGCUGGCAUAAUAAUAACUAGUGAUAGCGACUACAAUGGCAGUGGUUUAGCAUUGGCAGUAAAGUUAUGGGACUUGCUACAUACCAGUGAAUAUCUUCAAAGGGAAAUAUCCAAACUAAUUCAACAAUUGCGGCUAGAUAAUUGGCUGAAUCUGUUCUUAACAGAUUCAGCAAUGUAUAAAGGUUUAUAUCGUGAAGUGUUAGCCAGAUUAUCGGAAGGAGCUAAUUUAUCUGCUAAUCUUCGUUUGGCCAGCACAUGUUUCUUCUUGAAAGACUAUAAGAGUAUGCUGGAAUAUAUUGUUUUGGUAACAAAUUCAUUGCCUACUGUAUCAGGCAAAGUAUCUCAUAAUCUGACAGUUCCAAGCAUGAAACAUUUACAUUAUUUGGCUCUUGCGCGUUUCUCUAUUUUACAGUACUGUUGCAGACUGCUUCUUUUAGCUAUAAAGGAUAAUUUUUCUUUACCUGGAAAUAUUGGGGAUUUGGCUAUUGGACAUGCAUUGGUCCUCAUGCAGAUAGAUUGGCCACAAGAAGCUAGUAUUUUAACUAUGAUAACAGAACAAAUUCUCAAUCGUAGAAGUUUCACUUAUCCAUUAUUUCAACCGUACAUAAUAUGUGUAGAUAUUUUAGAAGAAUUAACAUAUUUAUGGACUGAACAUGGCGGAGGAGUGUCACUGGACAUAACUACAAGCACAGGGAUUAUACAAAAUCGUCGCAUUACCACCCGCGGUGCUGAUAAAGGAGUACGCGAAGAAUUGAAGCAAGCUAUGCGUCGACAAGCUGCACGAGAUGGCAUCGAUCCUUUAGAUGAAUUGUUACAGAAAUUUAUUAUCAACGAACAAGGCGCCAUUUUGCAUACCUUAAUCAUUCAAUAAAUUUUGAGUCUUAUCUAUACAGUCACAAUUUGUAUACAAUAUUUUUAUAUUAAAGCUUUUAAAAUAAUUUCUGGAUACCAUAA
Messenger RNA from Monomorium pharaonis (pharaoh ant), 2045 nucleotides. RefSeq names its product integrator complex subunit 10 (gene IntS10). The coding region runs from base 94 to 1962 and encodes 622 amino acids. Lineage: Eukaryota; Metazoa; Arthropoda; Insecta; Hymenoptera; Formicidae. Gene Ontology annotation, cellular component: integrator complex. The record is from RefSeq and is a predicted model, not a curated record. Gene Ontology annotation, biological process: snRNA processing. The transcript has 8 exons.